AUGGACUUCAGUAAAAUCAACUUAAGUAGUUAUGUGCCAGCAAUGCCUUAUAAAGUUCGUGAACUAUUAGACAAAGCAACAAAUAUGGUUAUGAAUUAUACAGAAACAGAAGCAAAAGUUGUAGAAGCAACUAAUGAUGAGCCUUGGGGACCAUCAGGUAAAUUAUUACAAGAACUUUCUCAAUUAUCAUAUUCAUAUGAACAUUUUACUGAGUUAAUGGGUAUGCUUUGGAAACGAUGUUUUGGACAAGAAAAAAAAUUUUGGCGACGAACAUACAAAUCAUUACUUGUUUUAAUCUAUCUAAUAAAAAAUGGUAGUGAUAAAGUGGUAACAUCAGCUCGGGAACAUCUGUAUGAUUUAAAAAGUCUGGAAAGUUAUUCUCAUCAUGAUGAACAAGGCAAAGAUCAAGGCAUUAAUGUACGACAUAAAAUAAAAGAAAUAGUUGAAUUUAUACAAGAUGAUGAUCGACUUCGAGAAGAACGUAAGAAAGCGAAAACGAAUCGAGAUAAAUAUGUUGGUGUUGGCAGUAAUACAUCAACUACUCGUUAUGGUGAUAGUUGGAAUGAUUAUGAUGAUUCAAAUAGUGCCAGUGGAAGUAAUGGUCGUUGGCGUUCAACAAAUCCAUCAAUAUUUGAAGAAGGUUUUAAUAAAGCUGAAGAUUUAGCACAUAAAAUGAAAGAAUUAGUACUUGAUCAACGACGUCCAUCUCAUGAAUAUUCACCGGAUGUGAGUCUAACUGGUUUAGGACAUGUGCCCGAAUAA
This is a messenger RNA of Adineta steineri, 762 nucleotides long. Lineage: Eukaryota; Metazoa; Rotifera; Eurotatoria; Adinetida; Adinetidae. The record is from the annotation of a GenBank genome assembly.